GUUGUGAACAAACACAAACAAAGACACUUUUCCCUCCUUAGGGAAUGCAGAAUGCAGUAGGCAUGGUUGCCUUUUAGCUUGACCCACUUUUCCCACAACCAACAAGUCCCUACCUUAUGUCCCUCCUCCUUUUUCUUUGAAUUCAAAUUUAAAAAUCCAUUCUUUUUCUACCAAUUAAACUAAACAAAUCAAAAAAUCCCAGAAAAACAGUAAUAGUAAUUUUCAAUUCUAGCAUGGGUGAAACAACUUGUGUCAUGAAUCCUUUCUCUUACUCAACAACAUCACACUUCCCUAAUGAGGAAAACACAAUAAUGUAUGAACUUGGAGAAUCAAUUUCGUUUGGUAGAUUUGUUUGUGAAGAUUUGGAAUGGGAAAAAUGGUCAUCUUUUAAUAGUAGUAAUAGUAACAGGAAUCGUUAUGUUGCAGAGGCUGAAAAAUACUCUAAACCUGGUUCUGUUGCUCAGAAGAAGGCUUAUUUUGAAGCUCAUUUCAAAAGAAUGGCUGCUCUUAAGGCUGCUGCUUUACUUGAACAGGCAAAUAAUUCUGCGCCUUUUGGAAGUUCUGAUAGUACGCAGAUUUUGAAUUUGAGUUCUAGCUUGAAUGUGCAGAUUCCUGCUGCUCAUUAUCAACAUUCUGAUGAAAUUGUGAAAAAAGGAGAUAAUAGUGUAACAGGGAGAUUUGUUGUUCAUCAAAAUGAGCUUUAUUUGAAUGUUUCUGAUGAUGAAUUUGAUCGGAAUGUUAAUAACCAGAAAGAGAUGGCUUCAAUACCGCCGCCGCUACCACCGCCGCCACCACAUGAUCAUAGCAAGAAAGAAAAUGCUUCAAUACUGCAGCCGCUACCACCGCCGCCACCACAUGAUCACAAAAAGAAAGAAAAGGCUUCAUUGCCGCCGCCUCUACCUCCGCCGCCACCACUUGAGCAUAUUAUGAAAGAUUUAGUACCGCCUCCACCUCCGCCGCCACCACUUGAGCAUAUUAAGAAAGAUUUAGUACCGCCUCCACCUCCGCCGCCACCACUUGAUCAUAUUAAGAAAGAUGUAGAACCGUCUCUUCCGCCGCCGCCGUCGCCACCGGUGCUGCCACAUGAUCAUCAUAAGAAAGAAGUAGAUGCAACGAUGCCUUCACCACCACCGCCUCGGAAGCAAAAUUUAUCUCAAAAAAUUGAGAUUAUAAAGAAUCAAAAUGUUUGUGCAAGAAAAGAGGAAUCAAGUGAGAUAAAACCUCUUUUACAGGAGAAGAAAUUUGUAAAAGAAGAAGCAUCAGCAGAAAUUGCAGCAGUAAAGAAGAAUCCACCAUUAUCAUCUUACAUAUCAUCAACAAUUAUUGAUGGUAGAGGCAAAGACAAUGCAUCUUUAUUUGCACCAUCUCCUGCUAGAUCUUCUACAAGUAAUACUAAUAUUCAUCCUGGUAAAGAAAACUUUGCAACUCCAAUUAAAAGCAAGUCUCCAAUCAACUAUGAUUCACACAAAAAGAAAACUCCUCUAAGGAUGUCAAUCAAUAGAGAGUUUAACAGGAUAUUAUCACCUGUUAUUAAGAAGCUUGGAAGUUCUUCCAAGACUUCCACUCCCUCCAAAUCUCCUUCUAAGGGUUCUAUGAAUAAUAUACCACAACAUCAACCCAUGACUCCGGAUUUGUCCAAAAGAGGUGCACCAACUUCCCCAAGUACUAGUAGGAGUAAGAUCAGUUCACCCAUAAUUCCCAAUUCAUUUUGCCUGACUGGAGAUAGAACUGCAAGAAGAAAACAGAAGCUAGAAGAGAAAUUCAAUGCUGUCACAGCUACAGAAAAGGCACCUCAGUCAUCAAAAUUUAAGGAAAAAGCGGAAGCUGAACUUAGCAAAUUCCGGCAAAGCUUUUGCUUCAAAGCAAUAUCUUCACCGGAUUAUUACGGAGAUAAUGGAACAUUCAGAAGCCCUAAGCACAAGAACAAAUCAAAGCAUGGUAAGUCCCCCAAUGGAGGAAGACAACACCCUAACACUAAGAGCACAUCUGAAAACAAGGGUGCUUUACCACCAAGAAGGCCAUCAGUGAACCAAUUUGGCUUGAAGAGUAAACGAACAACUCUUACACCAAGCUAAAUAUGUCGAAUUUCGACAAGAUUAUUGGAAGGGAACAAUAUCUAGCGAGCUGAAGUUCUGUAUGGAAGAGCAAACUCUGCAUUAAGUUCUAACAUUGAAGAACUUCAAUGAUAUGUAAAUUUAAGAAGCUUCUGGAGUCUGGCCUACAACCAUCAUUUCAUUUCCAUCAAUGCCAUAAGUUUAAUGACAUUGAAGGUUUCUGGUUUUGCAAGUUCCCAAAUGCCCCAUAAGUUGUACAUAUAUUAUGUAUUCAUUGUGAUUCAGAACUUGUUUGUUAUUUGGUUGAUUCUUUUUCUGUAAUGUAAUGUAAUGUAAUGGGAGUUUUUAUUUAGUAUAUUUCCAUGUAAAUGUAGCCUUGUGAGUUAAUUUUGAUUUUUAUCACAUUAAUCAAUUUUAUCCAUUUUCAAAA
Amaranthus tricolor (Joseph's coat) is the source of this 2484-nucleotide messenger RNA. RefSeq lists its product as uncharacterized. The record is from RefSeq and is a predicted model, not a curated record. The transcript has 8 exons. The coding region runs from base 234 to 2075 and encodes 613 amino acids. Lineage: Eukaryota; Viridiplantae; Streptophyta; Magnoliopsida; Caryophyllales; Amaranthaceae.